UCGUAGGACCAAUGAGUGAACAUACACUGGAAUAUUUCCUUAACAAGGGGACGAUACAAAGAACAGAUGCUGCUGAUAUUGAGUGGUAUCAUGCAGCAAACAGUAAAAGCAAACUCACAGAGGCUCUACGAGGUUCUGCACAGAUGAUUGAAGCAGAUGUACUUCUCAGGGGUCAAAAUCCAAAAGAGCCCAUUAUGGCUCACCCACCUGACAAUGACAGUGAUAUAACUCUGCAGGACUGGCUUAAAGAAGUUGUGAAAUCAGACAAAGGAAUAAAAUUUUAUUUCAAAAGUCUUACAGCUGUAUCCCCAUCCAUGAUUCUCCUUGAAGAGGUCCGAGAUCAGCUGCAGGGACCCGUGUGGAUCAAUGCUGAUAUUCUCCCUGGCCCUGGUGGCAAAGCCACCCCUCUGGACCCUCAUGUGGUUCUACAGGAAGUGGCUCAAAGAUCAGAAAAUGAUGUUCUCUCUUUGGGUUGGACCACUGGAUGGGAUGUAGAUGCAGACAAUCCUGGUUAUAGCUGGGAGAUGGUUCAUCAGAUGGAAGAAUUAUGCAGAUCCCUAAAGCAACCAGUCACAUUUCCAGUCCGAGCAGCUCUCAUUCCUGUGUCCUUCCCACAGUUCCAGUGGCUUUUGAAGCAGUCAGACAGGUACAGCCUGACUGUUUGGACAGGCAAACAUGAUGUUCUUAAAGUGGAGGAUCUGUUGCUCUACAGGCAAAACUUCAGCAAAACUAGGAUCUACUAUGAUCUGUUGGAAUCUCAGAUCAAACAGUUUAAAGGACUACCUGGCUACUCCUAA
Messenger RNA from Sinocyclocheilus rhinocerous, 797 nucleotides. RefSeq names its product protein FAM151B. The coding region runs from base 12 to 797 and encodes 261 amino acids. The record is from RefSeq and is a predicted model, not a curated record. The transcript is spliced from 5 exons. NCBI's taxonomy places the organism in Eukaryota, Metazoa, Chordata, Actinopteri, Cypriniformes, Cyprinidae.